Molecule: messenger RNA, 1542 nt
Organism: Ipomoea triloba (trilobed morning glory)
Lineage: Eukaryota; Viridiplantae; Streptophyta; Magnoliopsida; Solanales; Convolvulaceae
Product: receptor protein kinase CLAVATA1-like
Exons: 2
Coding region: 286-1542 (418 amino acids)
Biological process (GO): protein phosphorylation
Molecular function (GO): ATP binding; protein kinase activity
Source: RefSeq, a predicted model, not a curated record
UCUCAGAGUUUGAAGAACCUUGAUCUUUCAAGUAACCAUUUAAAUGGAUCAAUACCUGCUACAUUGUUGCAGUUGCGUCAACUGUCUUAUCUUUCACUUGCCUCUAACAAUUUGACUGGUGAAAUACCUGCAAGUUUGGACUUAUUUAGUCUGAUUUAUAUAAAUCUUUCUCACAAUCAUCUUAGUGGAAGUAUUCCAAGAGGCUUUGAAGAACUGCAGCAAUUGGAGACUAUUGAUGUUUCACAUAACAAAUUUUCUGGAGAAAUAUGUGAAACUGUUAGCCGUAUGUCAGCUGCAAGACUAACCCUUAGGAUUUGCAAGAACCACUUUUCUGGGAGAAUACCUUAUCAGCUAAUGGACCGAAAAUAUAAACACAGAUGCUUUGAUGAAGCGAAUUUAUGUUCAUAUGUAAUGGAUAAAAGAUUGCCAACAUGCCCUUCACAACUGUUCUCUGAUUAUUCGGUUCCGCAACACUGCGCUUCCAAUAAGCCAAGUAAAUCAAAGAAAAUCAUUAGUGUCAUCAUUGCAGUGGGACUCAUUGUUGGGUUAGGAAUUCUGAUACUGGUGUUCAGACAUGAAUGGGAAAUGAGAAGGGAAAAUGAUGGAGAAGAAUGGAGCAUCAUUUCACUUCAAAGGUUGGAAUUCAAUAAAUGGGAUAUUUUGGGUAAUCUGACAGAUGAAAAUUUGAUUGGAAAUGGAGGGUCAGGAAAAGUAUAUAGAGUGAUCACCAAGAAAGGUCAGAGUGUUGCUGUUAAAAGUAUAUGGCAUGAACCAAAGCAAGGGCAGGGAUUAAUGGAGAAACAGUUCCUAGCAGAGGUUAAGAUCCUUGGGAGAAUUUGGCACAACAACAUAGUGAAAUUGUUAUGCUGCAUCAGAGGAAAGACAACAAAGCUUCUUGUGUAUGAAUACAUGGACAAACAAUGUGUUUACAAAUGGUUGCAUGGAAAGAAGAGAGGCUUAACUACUCAAGUCUUGCAGUGGGAGAGAAGGCUAAAAAUUGCCAUUGGAGCUUCACAAGGGCUUUGCUAUAUGCAUCACAGUUGCAAUCCACCCAUUAUUCAUAGAGAUAUCAAGUCUAGUAACAUACUCGUUGACUCUGACUUCAAUGCCAAGAUUGCAGACUUUGGAUUGGCAAAGAUAAUGGCGAGUGAAGGAGAUCCAGAAACAGCAUCUGCUGUUGUGGGAACCUUUGGUUACAUUGCUCCCGAAUAUGGCAGUACAAGAAAAGUGGAUGCGAAGAGCGACAUCUACAGCUUCGGUGUAGUACUCUUGGAAUUGACAACGGGAAGAGAAGCAGUGACUGGAAAUGAGGAUAUGAACCUGGCACAAUGGGCACACAAACACCAAAGAGAAGGAAAAUCAGCUGCAGAUGUCCUGGAUGAGGAGAUCAAGGAGCCACGCUAUCUGGAGGCAAUGAUCAGUGUUUUCAAAUUAGGCCUUGCGUGUACAUUGAGCUCCCCAUCAAGCAGACCGUCCAUGAAAGAUAUUUCACAGAUUCUUCAAAGAUGCAGUGAAAACAAUCAUAUGUCCGCAGAGAGCUGA